AUGAUCUGCUCAUCCUGCCGCUCCGCGCUCCGCCUGCGCCUCUCCCUCCCCGCGCGCCCCAUCAUCACCUCUUUCAAACCAACCGCCUUCAAAGCCUCCCACCUCACCAUCCGCCACAUCUCCUCCUCUCCCUCUCGCCAAUUCUCCUCCUCUCGUCCUCUCUCCUCCUCAAUCCAACCACAACAAAAUGCCGAAACACAAACAGACGCAGACUUAGACACCGGCAUGACCCCCGCCGAAUCCUCCAUCGCCGCCAUCCUCGCCUCCAAGCUCAACCCCACCGCCCUGCUCGUCCAGGACAUCUCCGGCGGCUGCGGCAGCAUGUACGCCAUCGACAUCACCUCCUCCGCCUUCAAGGGGCUCAACAUGCUCAAGCAGCAGCGAUUGGUCAAUGGUGCGCUGGGCGAUCUGGUCAAGGAGUGGCACGGCGUGCAGAUACGGACGAGGGUGCCUGAGGAUGCUUAA
Trichoderma gamsii is the source of this 465-nucleotide messenger RNA. RefSeq lists its product as hypothetical. The transcript has a single exon. The record is from RefSeq and is a predicted model, not a curated record. Bases 1 to 465 code for a protein of 154 amino acids. NCBI's taxonomy places the organism in Eukaryota, Fungi, Ascomycota, Sordariomycetes, Hypocreales, Hypocreaceae.